UCUAUAAAAAACAUGGUCAAAGAGCAGAGGCAGGCUAGGACGUACACCAAUGCCGUUGCAGUAGACACCUGACCUGACUCCGCCUCUCCCUCUGACAUCAGGCUUUGAUCUGCCUACUGUCUGUGUUAGCACAAAGCCAUAUUUAGCUCAGUGUAAUCAGUGUGGUGAGAGCUUGCAUGCCUGCUGCUGACGAUACCUGCCUAGUGUAAACACACCUGCUCUCUGUGAUGGGCCUGAAAAGAAUUGAACGUGAACUACAAGGAGUCUGCUCAUAGCUGUGCUCUAUCAAACAGCUGGGGUGUCCUGGGACAUGAAACUCAAUCAGCAACAAGCACCAUUAUAUGGGCAGUGUGUUAUCACGGUGCAGCUCAACGAUGACGAGCUGGCAGCAGACGAGGAGGGCGUGGACUACUUCCUGCUGUUUGCUGGCACCACACAAAGACACCUGAGCAGUACCCAGAGGAUCAGUCAUGACACCCUGCAGGCAGUGUGUCCUGCUCAUGAUUGCUGUGAGGAGGUGCUGGUCACGUUGUGUUCUGUCAGCAGGGACUUCAGUCUCCCUCACGUUGCUCCGCUGGCUGAGCAUCGAUUCAACUUUGUCCAGGAUUUGGCUUUUGACAUGGCCCAGUUCCUGGUGAGCACCGCAGGCAGGGCUGAUGCCCUUGAUGGGGCGCUGCUAUUGGAUGAGUGUCAAAUUCCCCUGCAGGAGUGCGAACGCCUCGAUGAAAGCCUGGCGCUGGCCCUCCACCAUCUUGUACUGCCUCCAGGAUGGAGUUUACUGGGCAACAGACUAGACAGCAGCACUGACCUCACCCCUCAAGAGACACUGCUGCACUUCUCAGCUCGUCGAGGUCUCUUUCGUGUCACACACUUCUUGCUCAAGCAGCCCGGGGCGAAGGAGGCCCUGACACUGGCCAACAGGCAGGGCCACACGCCAUCCACCAUCGCAGCUUCAUGUGGACACGAGCAUCUGUACCAGCUCCUCAACACGGAUGACCCAGUGGGAGAGGCGUACACUCAGAACAUCCACCCAGUCUCUUCAGACGCCCGGGUAGUUUGCCACCUACCGAGAUUAAACACACACUCCCUGACGCUGAGAACACACCCUGGGCGUGAGGUUCCCACCCUCCAGGAAGGUGUGGAGCAAUUACUGCACCACAUCCAUGCCAAGGGAGUUUCUGGGCUGGAGCUUCGGUUUGAUCGUCUGCACACAGCUGCUGAAUGUUGUGAUGCUGUAGAGACAGAGAUAACCUGCGUGGAGGAACUACAGCAGCCUGCUGGCGCAUGCAAGUGUUUGGAUAUAAUAACUGGAGACAGCUGUGCUCAAAACUGCCUGGUGGCAGGCAGCAAUACUGAUUUAGGAUGUGGUGAGACAGAGAGUGCGGAGAACGACUCCAGUUUACCUGUGAGCGUUCCAAAAUCAGAAGUACGCCCAAAAGAGGUUGGCCUUUUUUUCUCCUUGAGGGAACAGGUAUGUUUAAGUUCAGAGGAAACGGAUGGAACACUCGAGGAGCAGCUCCUGGUUUUCACUCAGGAUUUGAGUGUCUGUCACACCAGUGAAGGACCACAGGUUGAGGCAGAAAGGGCAAACCUCACUCUGGGAGUCGUACCACCAACUGUCUGCGGUAAACAGGCAGAGGAAACUGAUAGAGAGGCUGUGAUCUGGGAAGUGCAGGAGGCCAUAAAGGGAGAGGGAAGAUCUGAACAGGAAGAAAAGCUUAGCACAGCCGGGAGGAGGGAGGAGGAGGAGGAGGAGGAGGAGGAGGAGUCCAACUCAGAGUCAACAGAAUUAAUAACACCCAGUGUACAACAGAAAGCUGUAGUCAUGGGGCAGUCCUCAUCGUUAGAGGGUUUAGAGCAGUCCGAAAACUCUGACUCUGAGAUCAAGGAUUGUUCCCAGGAAGGUGGGAGAGUUAAGAAAGACGAGAUGAAACUCUGCGAAGAACUUUGUGAUGGACUCUCUUUACAUGAGAAUGAGGGGUUAACAGACCCUGUGUCAGCCUCAGGGGACCCUUCCCACCCACCGAUGACAGACUGCGGUGAUGUAAUAGAGCGGCCUGAAGCUGCUUUUUCAUGUCUCCUGAUAGAAGGACUCCUGGAGGGGGAACCUCCACCAGACACCAGCAGCCUGGAACAAAACCAGGAAACAGCUGGUAGGGAUUAUUUGACGGAUGGCUCAAGAAGUACAUUCUGA
Messenger RNA from Cynoglossus semilaevis (tongue sole), 2194 nucleotides. RefSeq names its product A-kinase anchor protein 13. NCBI's taxonomy places the organism in Eukaryota, Metazoa, Chordata, Actinopteri, Pleuronectiformes, Cynoglossidae. Bases 311 to 2194 code for a protein of 627 amino acids. Gene Ontology annotation, biological process: regulation of Rho protein signal transduction. Gene Ontology annotation, cellular component: plasma membrane. The transcript has 8 exons. The record is from RefSeq and is a predicted model, not a curated record.